Molecule: messenger RNA, 452 nt
Organism: Funneliformis mosseae
Lineage: Eukaryota; Fungi; Glomeromycota; Glomeromycetes; Glomerales; Glomeraceae
Source: the annotation of a GenBank genome assembly
UUUUAUUAAAAACAGUCCAUAUUAUUACGCGUAAAUUUGUUUUUGGUUCGACCAUCUUAAAUAUCAAACUUAUUUUAACGGCGAGCGUGUCACAACAUUCAACAAGACGUUUAGGUUAUAGAGAGUGUUUGGAGCAAGAAAUUUCGAAAGUUCCUGGUUUUACGAAGACAAGAUCACACAACUCGACAACUUCUACUGGUACAGAUGAUAAAUAUCCACUGGAAUAUUUCGUAAUUAAUUAUACAUACUCAGUAUACCCCUCUGAAUUUUGCGGCAAAGGUGUUCCAGAAGGGGUGACGAUCCCUGAAAAGCAGUCCCUUAAUGGGUGGACAAAGAUAGCGGAAAUUCAGAGGAGGCGUCAAUUGUUAUCAAUUGAAGGCGGUGGAGUGUCCCUUAAUUGGGUGGACAAAGAUAGCGGGAAUACGGGGGUUCUAUUGCAGGGGCCCAUGUGA